Penicillium griseofulvum is the source of this 2058-nucleotide messenger RNA. RefSeq names its product GMC family oxidoreductase. The transcript is spliced from 7 exons. Lineage: Eukaryota; Fungi; Ascomycota; Eurotiomycetes; Eurotiales; Aspergillaceae. Gene Ontology annotation, molecular function: flavin adenine dinucleotide binding; oxidoreductase activity, acting on CH-OH group of donors. Bases 1 to 2058 code for a protein of 685 amino acids. The record is from RefSeq and is a predicted model, not a curated record.
AUGCGACCAGGUCUAUCAGUUACCCAGAUUGUAGGCGCAAGCCUAGUCGCAAAUCAAUUCGCGAGCGCACUAUCACCGCGCACGGAAAUCGGGGAUUCUUAUGACUUUGUGAUUGUCGGGGGUGGUCAAGCUGGACUCGUGUUGGGCGCUCGUCUUUCAGAAGAUAAAAAUCAUACUGUACUCGUUCUUGAGUCGGGCGGGGAUGGAGAUGAGUUUAGGAAGCGCAUAGAUACACCGGCAUAUUCUUAUUUCGAUUCAUUAUGGACAACACCGUUGAAUUGGGAUUUUUACACUGUUGCUCAGCCUAAUGCAAACAACCGUGAGAUUGAUUGGCCUCGUGGCAAGGUCCUUGGAGGAAGUUCUGCCAUCAAUGGCUUGUACAUGACCCGUCCCGGCGAGGACGAAAUUAAUGCCUGGAAAGACAUGCUCGGAGAUAUGGAUGGUGCCGAUAACUGGUCGUGGGAGUCGUUCUAUGCUUCUUUGAAGAAAAGUGAGACUUUCACUCCUCCAACUGAUGGCGUAGUUGAUGAGGCUAGGAUCACUUGGGAUGCAUCAAACCAUGGCACUAACGGGCCGAUCCAUACAACAUACCCGGACUACACAUUCCCCGAAGUUGGUGACUGGUUAACGUCAUUAGAGACACUUGGAAUUGAGAUUUCUGAUGAUAUGUACGGGGGUGAAACCUGGGGCGCUGACGUUUCGACUUCCUGUAUCAACCCUUCAAAUUGGACGCGGUCCUACAGUCGUUCCGGGUAUCUCGACCCGCUUCCAGAGCGUGACAACUACGAUGUAUUGGCCAAUGCGCAUGUGACUCGACUGCUUUUCGAAGAUUCUACAUCUUCGGAUAAGAAAACAGCGAGUGCUGUUGAAUACACAACCGAUAAGGGAUCAACGAAACUGAAGGUCAAGGUUAACAAGGAAGUGAUCCUCGCAAGUGGCACUAUCGGCAGCCCGGCUGUAUUGCUCUACAGCGGUGUCGGCCCCAAGGAUGUCCUCUCGGAGGCUGGUGUUGACCUUGUAUCUGAGCUUCCUGGUGUCGGCCAACAUCUUCAAGAUCAUUUUAGUGCCACAGUGAAAUGGAGCGCAAAUGUGGACACCGCAGGGUCUAUCUUUUACGAUGGUGGCAAAGACAAGAAUGAUCCCAAAUUCCUCACAUACAUCGAUUCCGCCAUUGCCUACGUGAAUUCCACGGCUAUCUACGGCAGUCAAGUUGCUAAGUACCAGUCGAAACUCCUCGACUCAAUCGACCAGUAUGCACCAAACACGACAUACGACGAUGGCGUAAUCGCCGGCUACAAAGCAAUUUGCAACACGACAGCAUCAAAGAUCUUCAACACCCCGACAGGUCAAGUGGAGCUUCUAUUUAUGAACAGCGAUGCAAAUGGCGACAUCGGCAUCACAGCGGCCAUCCAACAUCCAUUCAGUCACGGCCGUAUCUACAUCAACUCCUCCAACCCAAUGGACUACCCUGUCAUUGACCCGAACUAUCUGGCCAACCCAGCCGAUGCCGAGCUCCUCCUCGAAGGUAUCAAACUCGCCCGCAAGAUAGGCGAAACCAAGCCAAUGAGCAAAAGCCUCACAAACGAAACCUCCCCGGGUCUGACCGUCCAGAGCGACGAAGAAUGGGUGGAAUGGCUACGCAAGUCAGCGGGCACUGAGUUCCACCCAUCCUCAUCGUGCGCAAUGCUGCCCGAGAAGCAGGGCGGCGUUGUCGACGCCAAUCUACUGGUAUACGGCCUUACCAAUGUGCGAGUUGCGGAUGCCAGUAUCAUUCCCAUCUCCUUGUCCACCCACUUGAUGUCCUCGACAUAUGGCGUUGCAGAACAAGCGAGCGAUAUUAUUCGCGCAUACCACAACUUGCCAGCGGAGCCCGUGCCGGCGUUCAGUGGGUCAGGUUCGUCCAAUUCCACGCCUUCCAGCAGCGCAGUUGCCACGAAGAAGAGUGGUAGUGCGAACAGCAAUGGUGGUGCCGCUGUUGGCACUGCUUUGUCCCUUGCGUGGACUUCUGUUGUUCUUGUUUCAGUACAUGCUAUUGUUGGUUAUGGUGUGUUUGUAUAG